UAUCAGAAUUUUUUUUUCUGUUAGCUGCGCCAAAUUCUACUGGUCAAAUCCAAUUUAAUAAAAGAAAUACGUCUAGCUGUUAUCGGCUUCACACUUCAUUCUCCAAUUGUACGCGAUAAAGAAACCAACCAAAAGGACCUCUUGACUUCCUGACUCCCAACUUAACUAUAAGAGCUAUUUGCACGGAGAAUUCUCCGCUACCUCCUCCGCCAAGCCUUUCUCCGCCUCCAUGAAGUCCAAACCUCUCACCCUCCUCUUCCUCCUCCUCCUCUUCUCCAUUUCCCCCAGCUCCAAUGGCGAAACCGAAGCCGAGGCGCUUCUGCAAUGGAAAUCCACACUUCUUAAUCCCUCCCUCUCCUCCUGGUCUCCCGCCAACUCCGCUUCACUCUGCAGCUGGCAAGGCGUAACCUGCAACUCCGGCGGCCGUAUCACGGCCUUGAAUCUCCCCAGCUUCGGCCUUAAUGGCACCCUCGGCGAGUUCAAUUUCUCCGCCUUAGGCGGACUUAAGCAGCUUAAUCUCAACAAUAACCUCCUCUUCGGUCCCAUCCCAACCAACAUCUCCGCUCUCUCAAAUCUAACCUUACUCGAUCUCAGCGGUAACAGUUUCACCAGCAUGCCGUCGGAGAUCGGUAGUCUCUCGGAGAUAGAGGAGCUUCUGUUGUUCCAAAACAAUCUCGCCGUUGCCAUUCCUUACCAGCUCAGCCAUCUUCGCAAGGUUCGUCGCAUUGACCUCGGAUCAAAUUACCUCACCAACCCUGAUUACAAGAUGUUUGAGGCCAUGCCUUCGCUCGUCAAUCUAUCGCUCUCACUCAACUCUCUGGACGGAGAAUUCCCUCCCUUUGUCCUAAAAUGCACCAAUCUUACCUAUCUCGAUCUCUCCGUGAACAAUUUCUCCGGCCGAAUACCGGAUUCAAUCGCAACAAAUUUGAUUAAUCUGGAGCACUUGAACCUGAAUGUUAAUGCCUUCAGAGGUGAAAUCCCAAUUUUCCUUGCAAAGCUGCCCAGGCUCCGGCAGCUCAGCCUCGGGUCGAACUCUCUGACGGGAGGAGUUGAUCCGAUCAUCGGCACCAUGUCCAAUCUCCAGGUAUUGGAACUCUUCGGAAACUCUCUCGGUGGUCCGAUUCCUUCUUCUCUCGGAAAACUAGGGAAGCUCGAGUAUCUUGACUUAAAUUUAGCUAAUCUGAACUCCACCAUCCCUUCAGAACUUGGCUCUUGUACCAACCUCUCUUUUAUAAAUCUCUCCGACAACCAGCUCACCGGUGGUCUGCCUUCGUCUUUCUCGAACCUUACCAAGAUGAUGAACUUCGGGAUAUCGGGAACCUCGCUUUCCGGUGAGAUAUCACCGGAUUUGUUCACCAGAUGGUCCGAGCUUGUUUCAUUUCAGAUUCAGAAUAAUAAUUUCUCUGGGAAUAUUCCGGCGGAGGUCGGGCUGGCCACUAAUAUGACCUACUUGUUUCUCUACAACAACAACUUUACAGGAUCAAUCCCGCAGGAGAUCGGCAACUUGAUCAACUUGAUUAAGUUGGAUUUGUCGGUGAAUUCGCUCACUGGACCAAUCCCGAAAACAAUUGGAAAUCUAAAAAAAUUGACUUCUCUAAGCCUCUUCUACAACAAUCUCAACGGCACAAUUCCGGCAGAGAUCGGAAACUUGACGGCAUUGCAGUCUCUUGACAUCAACACAAACCAAUUUGAAGGCGAGCUCCCGAACACCAUCUCUCGGCUUGAGAACCUGCAGAUCUUCUCCGUCUUCACCAAUAAACUUUCCGGCAAAGUCCCUGCCGAUUUUGGCCAGAACAGCUCAUUGACAAUCGUUAGUUUUUCAAACAACAGCUUCUCCGGCGAGCUACCUGCGAACCUCUGCAGCAGCCUCACGCUCCAGAAUCUGACUGUAAACGUCAACAACUUCACCGGCCAUCUGCCUUCUUGCCUCCGAAACUGUUCCCAGCUCAUGCGGCUGCGUCUGGAAGGAAACAGUUUCGUGGGAGACAUAUCGCAGGUCUUCGGUGUUCAUCCAUUACUCGACUACCUGGAUCUCACUGGCAAUCAGCUAACCGGCACGCUCUCGCCGGAAUGGGGGCAAUGCCAGAAUCUCACCUACCUUCACAUCACAGAAAACAGCAUAUCCGGCGAAAUUCCGGCCGAGCUUGGGGAAAUCAGCAAACUACAAGAUCUCAACCUGGCUUCCAACUUUUUGACAGGGCAAAUCCCGGCAGAAUUGGGAAAUUUGAUCUUGUUGUUCAAGCUCGACCUGAGCAAAAAUCUACUUUCCGGCAAGAUUCCUAGCCAGAUCGGCAACAUAUUCAAGCUCGAGAUCCUCGAUCUAUCAGAAAACAAAAUAAGCGGCGAAAUAACACCAGAUCUUGGCAAUCUAGGCCACCUGUUGCUGUUGGACCUGCGUGGAAACGAAUUGUCGGGAUCGAUACCGUACCAGCUCGGCAACCUCGGUGCUCUGCAGACUUUGUUAGAUCUCAGCAGUAACUUGCUCACAGGAAGCAUCCCUUCCAAUUUGGAAAAACUUACGGCACUUGUGAAUCUCAACGUCUCUCACAACUCUCUCUCCGGCGAGAUUCCGAAGCAGUUAUCCGGCAUGCGGAGUUUAUCAACGGCGGACUUCUCCUACAACAACUUCACCGGCCCCAUUCCCGUCGGACUAGCUGCUUUUCUCAACACCUCUACAUUCGCCGGUAACUCACUGCUCUGUGGAAACCUGACUGGCUUGCCUUCUUGCUCAACCUCUGGCAUUGGAACUCGGAAGACAAGCAACCAUAAAAAGCUUAUCAUUGCCAUUGUCAUCCCGAUAGCAGUAUUAUUUCUACUUGCCAUAGCUGCAACAACGCUUAUUGUGAUUUACUGCAAAAACAGGGAAAAGGAGAUCUCUGAUACCGGAAGCAUAAGCGCGGAGAAUGGCGCUGAACUGUCGUCGUUGAUAUGGGAAAGAGAAGGCAAGUUCUCAUUCUACGACCUCGUGAACGCCACUGACAAUUUCGCCGAUGUUUACCUCAUCGGCGAAGGGGCCUUCGGAAGAGUAUACAAGGCAGAUCUUUCGUUCGGACAGGUUGUCGCGGUGAAGCGUCUCCACAUGGGUGACGCCGGCGACAUCCUAGACGUCAAUAGGAAGAGCUUCGAGAACGAGAUCAGAGCAUUGACCGAGGUGCGGCACCGGAAUAUAGUAAAGCUCCAUGGAUAUUGCUCGAGAAAAGGGGCGAUGUACCUAGUGUAUGAGUAUUUGAAAAGGGGGAGUUUGGGAAAGGUGCUGUACGGGGAAGAAGGGGAAAAGAAUCUGGAUUGGGCAAGAAGGGUGAAGAUUUUACAGGGUAUAGCUCAUGCCCUAGCUUACCUCCACCAUGACUGCAAACCUCCAAUCCUCCACCGCGACAUCACGGUGAACAACAUCCUGCUGGACUCUGAUUUCGAGCCCCGGAUCUCUGAUUUCGGAACGGCGAAGUUGCUCGAUCCUGCAUCUACGAACUGGACCGCAGUUGCAGGCUCUUAUGGCUACAUGGCACCUGAGCUUGCUUACACGAUGAAAGUGACGGAGAAAAGCGACGUGUAUAGCUUCGGAGUGGUGACGUUGGAGGUGAUGAUGGGGAAGCACCCAGGGGAGCUGUUAUCGUCGCUGCCAUUGCUAUCGCGGAAGGACAUACUGGUGAAGGAAAUGCUGGACCAGCGGCUGACGCCGCCGACCGGUCAGUUGGCAGAGGAGGUGGUUUUUAUUAUAAAGAUGGCUCUUGCCUGCACACGAACCGGACCGGAGUCCCGGCCCACGAUGCGACUCGUGGCACAGGAGCUUGCGGCUCGGACCCAGGCCUACCUACCCGAGCCAUUAGGAGCCAUCACAAUUAGCAAGCUAGCAAGGUUUUAGAAAUAAUUAAAGGCCCGUUUUGAGGGCUAUAUUUUUUUUGGUAAAGUUAAUUAUA
This is a messenger RNA of Dendrobium catenatum, 3917 nucleotides long. Its product is annotated as MDIS1-interacting receptor like kinase 2-like. Lineage: Eukaryota; Viridiplantae; Streptophyta; Magnoliopsida; Asparagales; Orchidaceae. The transcript has 2 exons. The record is from RefSeq and is a predicted model, not a curated record. Bases 230 to 3862 code for a protein of 1210 amino acids. Gene Ontology annotation, biological process: protein phosphorylation. Gene Ontology annotation, molecular function: protein binding; protein kinase activity; ATP binding.